UUUUUUUUUUGGUAUAUAUAGAUAUAGGUAGUUAUAUACACGGGUUGUGUGUGUGUGAAAAGGGGCAAAAAAGUUGGAUAAAUCUAGGGUUUGAGUAAUUUUUGUUGGUUUGAUUUGUUGGAAGCUAUGAGGAAGAGGCUUGAUACCAGAUUUCCUGCAGCUCGGAUUAAGAAGAUCAUGCAAGCUGAUGAGGAUGUGGGGAAGAUUGCCAUGGCUGUUCCUCUUUUAGUAUCAAAAGCUCUUGAACUCUUUCUGCAAGAUCUUUGUGACCGUACGUAUGAUAUCACCCUCAAGAAAGGAGCGAAAACUAUGAAUUCUUUCCAUUUGAAACAAUGUAUCCAGAGCUUUAAUGUGUUUGAUUUCCUCAAGGAUGUAGUGAGUCGGGUUCCUGAUCUAGGGGGGCCAGAUGCUGGUGCUGAAUCUGCUACCAAAAGAAGGAAAGUUGCUGAUGAAGACGAUCAUGACAGUGAUGAUGAUAUCAAAAGGAAUCACGCGAAUGAGACUGCAAACAACAGUAGUAGUGGGAGGGGACGAGGCAGGGGUAGGGGUAGAGGCCGUGGUAGAGGAGCACGAGCAGCAGAGAAAGGUGACUCCAAUGUUCACAGCGAAAAACUUGAAGAUCCUGCUGGUGUUUCACAUCAAAAGGAUGACGAGAAGCCAAAGCAAAACGAUGAAAGGAUGGUGGACUAUGUAGCAGAACCAGCAGCAGAUACAAAGAACAUUUCAGCUGCUAAAUCCUCAGAAGCCGUCCCCGCUAGAAACUUCGAUCUCAAUAUUGACUUAAACGAGAGUGUGGAAUCGACACCAAUACCAUCUGAAGCCCCUUCGUCAUCAACAGCUCCACCGCCUCCUGAAGUGCUUCUGCCUCCUGAAGUGAAGCAUGAGGAAAUCCCUGGAUGGUCCUUGUCCGAGAUGGAAAAGAUGGCCAUCGAUCCAAUUCAACUGGCCAACUUAAACAAAGGGUUAGACGAGGAAGAGGAAGAUUACGACGAAGAAGGAUAGGGAUUGUUAUUCUAAUGGUGUCGGAGCAGUUACAACUCACAUACAAGUAGGGCUUGUUCAAGUCUUUUAGGAAGUUUAGUUCAAGUGUAAAAGAAAAGGGGCAUCAUUGUCAAUGAAGCUCAGAUUUCUCAGGGUUUUUUUUUCCAGCUACUUAGGCACCUGUAUUUAUAGUCUUUUCUGUAUUGUUCACCAACAAACAUCUUAGGAAAAAGCAUGUACAAUGUCUAACUUCUAAUUCAGAAAUAUAUUCUAGGUUGGAGGUUACAUCCA
Molecule: messenger RNA, 1272 nt
Organism: Capsicum annuum
Lineage: Eukaryota; Viridiplantae; Streptophyta; Magnoliopsida; Solanales; Solanaceae
Product: dr1-associated corepressor
Exons: 6
Coding region: 127-1002 (291 amino acids)
Biological process (GO): regulation of DNA-templated transcription
Cellular component (GO): nucleus
Molecular function (GO): protein heterodimerization activity
Source: RefSeq, a predicted model, not a curated record